AUGUUUGGAUAUGUCAAUGUUGAUAAUGAAUAUUCAUUAAUCAAAUCACCACCAUUGUUCUUUGAUUACGAAUCGAUCAAGUUCAUCAGAUACGAUGAUAGUGCCGAACAAAUCACUCAAUUCUUUUCAAGAGUUGAAUUGUUCCAUAUUAAAUCAGAUGAAUACGAUGUUAAAAUCAAUGUCUUCUCAAGAAAAUACAUUAAUGUUUCAAAUGAUGAUUCCUAUGAAGAUUUCUAUCGGUAUAUGAUUACAUCUGAUCUUUACUUCACAUACCUACCACCAAUGCCAAAUCUAAAGAAUAUCUUUCUGCAUGAAUACUAUGGAUACGAAAGAAACUACAGUUCAUUUCUAUUAUCGAUCUUUGAGAACACACCGAAUGUAGAUGGACAUGGUAUCGAAUCAUUAUAUAGGUACAGUAUCAACAAAGAUUGGAACUCAACUCCAGAUUACAGUAACUUGGAUUUCUUGCAACCACUGUUAUCAUUACACUCAAAGACAUUGAAAUCAGUCACACUUGAAUAUUAUCAUUUCUAUCGAGAGGAUGGACCUGAGUUUCUUUUUAUAUCUUUAUUUGUUUAUGAUUCAUCGAAGUUUAUAGUUUUAAAUUAUUGUUAUAAUGGCUACGAUGGAUAUAAUAGAAGGGUACUGCGAUACGAAUGUUGGUGUAAAGUGGUUGCCGCAGCACUGGCGGAUUCCGCUGAGAAAGGAUAUUUGGCAGUUGUUAAGUUCUUGGUGGAGAGUAAGCAUGUAAAGAAUGGUCAAUAA
This is a messenger RNA of Heterostelium album PN500, 765 nucleotides long. RefSeq lists its product as uncharacterized. The transcript is spliced from 3 exons. The coding region runs from base 1 to 765 and encodes 254 amino acids. Lineage: Eukaryota; Evosea; Eumycetozoa; Acytosteliales; Acytosteliaceae. The record is from RefSeq and is a predicted model, not a curated record.